Molecule: messenger RNA, 3934 nt
Organism: Amphibalanus amphitrite
Lineage: Eukaryota; Metazoa; Arthropoda; Thecostraca; Balanomorpha; Balanidae
Product: myotubularin-related protein 13-like
Exons: 24
Coding region: 494-3934 (1146 amino acids)
Biological process (GO): regulation of Rab protein signal transduction
Cellular component (GO): cytoplasmic vesicle
Source: RefSeq, a predicted model, not a curated record
UGCUGAUGGGUGGGGCUGUUUAUGACUCAAAGUGACGCAGCCUAGACAAUUGACUGUGCCAGGAAUGUCUACGGCUGAAAUGUUAAAGUGCAUCGAGCAUAGUAUUCUAUGACCGUGGCGGCGGUUAGUUGCGAGUUACGUUAUUGUAUGGGUGGUGCCGAUGCCUGUAAUCAGAGAUUAUUUCGUUUACGUGGGGUGUCCGUGAAAAUCGUGGUGAUUUUUCGUUCCUCAUUGGCAGCUUAGCGACUUACAGAUCAACCCGUGCGCCUGGGCGUUUCACAGAGGCUUCAGCUCAAGUGAGAGAGCUGCUCUUGCACCGUGAAGUCAAGCAUUGUGUUAGUGGUCGGUGCCUAUUUCAUAUUUGGAUUCAUUAAUUAAACUGUGUUCAUAUGUGUCCAACGUGAUAUUGGCACACAAGUGACGACUGAAACAUUUGUGAGCUAAAUGUGAGACCCGCUGUAGUGAUGUGACGUGUGAUACCUACAUCAAGAUAAUGUCGAGGCUGGCAGAUUACUUUGUAGUGGUUGGAUACAACCAUGAAAAAGACAAACAAGGUGUCAGCUGCGGAAAAAUCCUACAGCGAUUCCCUGUCACCGACUGGGAUGACACCGCCUUCAUCGAUGGCAUCGAGCUGUUCUGCCAGCCACAGGGCUGGGCGCUCUCCACCGAGCGUCUGGAGCCGCGCUUCUUCGUCUCUGUUCUCACAGACGUGGAUGCCGAGCGACACUACUGCGCUUGUCUCACGUUCAACGAGACGGUCACCAUCCAGCCCAGCAAGCCAGUCGAUGAGGAGGAGGAGACCUUCAGUGGCGAGAGGAACGGCCUGCAGCGUCUGCCGACCAUCACCCACCACAGCGUCAUGUACGCACCCAAGGCGCUGGUGCUCGUCUCGCGACUGGACUACUUCGUCACAUUCCGGAACUGUUUGGGCAUUUUGUACGCGGUCUACAUGGACAGUUUAGGUCCCGAGCUGGAGGCGCUAGUAGGCAAUAUUCUAGGCUGUGUUCAGGUUCCCCCUCCGGGCGGCCCCCAGGUGCGGUUCAGUAUCGGUGCCGGUGACCGACAGGCGCUGCAGCCGCCGCUAUCCCCCUCCAUACCGACCACGGGAGUGGCGGUGGCACAGCUGUUCGGGCAGCUCGGCAUUAAGAACGUAAUGACGCUGUUCUGUGCGGCGAUGACGGAGCACAAGAUCCUGGUGCACUCGACGGCCUACUCACGGCUGACGGAAGCGUGCCACGCGCUCACUUCGCUCAUGUACCCCUUCAAGUACAGUUACGUGUACAUCCCGGUGUUGCCGUCGUCUCUUCUGGAGGUGGUGACCACGCCGACUCCCUUCAUCAUGGGAGCGCAUUCGUCCGUACUGCACGGCAUGCCAGACCUGAUGGACGUCAUCGUGGCAGACCUGGACGGCGGCUGUGUCAGCGUGCCCGAGUCGUGUAUGAUUCCCCAGCUGCCCGAGCCGGUCCGCUCGCUGGCACUUCACAGCCUCUCACAGGUGCUGCAUCCCGAGCUGCACCGGUCCGACUUCGCCUUCCCCACACCUGUGCGGCCCUCGGCGCCCAUGAUCCUGGACAAGGAGAUCCGCGCCGUGUUUCUGCGGAUGUUUGGCCAGCUGCUGCAGGGCUACCGCAACUGUCUGACGCUCAUCCGGAUACACCCCACGCCAGUCAUCACCUUCCACAAGGCAUCGUUUCUAGGCCAGCGCGGCAUGGUGGACUGCUCCUUCACGGCCCGCCUCCUGGACUGCAUGUUCUUCACCUCGUUCAUCGCCGAGCGCGGCCCGCCCUGGAGGCCGUGUGACAUCUUUGACGAGGUGUACUGCGGCGUCAACGAGAUGGUGCGGCAGGAGACGGCUGACCGGAGUUUGACCGUCACACAUGUGCAGGAGCUGGCGCAGAACCUGUACAACAACGAGAUCCCCAGUCAGCAGCCGUACGUGGAGAAGAUCCCGCGGCCCACUGAGGGCUCGUUCCGGCGUAUCCACCAGCCCGUGUUCCCCACGCUGAACGUGCACGCUGUCCAGCAAGUCAUCGAGGAGGGUCGCUCCAAGACCAACCUCAAACAGAGCCACGCAUCUGGCGAGCGGUUGGCGGCCAUCAAGCCUCAGCCGAACCGGAUCGUGCCGAUGGGUCCUCACAUCUCCACCCUGCAGCAGGAUGGCCGACAGAUCGUCAACAACUCGGCAAGGCGGCUCGAGGUGCUGCGAAACUGCGUCAGCUGCAUCUUUGAGUCGAAGAUCUCGGACGCACGCAAGUCUUUCCCGGCCGUGCUGCGUGCGCUGAAGAACAAGUCUGCGCGUCUGGCGCUAUGCCACGAGCUCUCGCAGCACGUGAUCGGCAACAAGGCCAUCCUGGACAACGAGCAGUUCGAGCUGGUGGUGCGACUGAUGAACUGCGCCCUGCAGGACGACUCUACAAUGGACGAGCACGGUGUGGCGGCGGCCAUCCUGCCUCUGGCCACCGCCUUCUGUCGACGGCUCUGUACGGGCGUCAUACAGUUCGCCUACACAUGUAUCCAGGAGCACACGGUGUGGGGUAACCUGCAGUUCUGGGAGGCGGCCUACUACCAGGACGUGCAGCGGGACGUACAGAGGCUGUACGCGCCGCGCCACGAGGGCCGCUACGGCGUCAUAGACGCCACCGGCUCUCAGUUCGGCUCACUGGAGGGCGACAGGGACCCGGGCGCCCCCGGCUGGCGGCCCGACAGGAAGACCGCCGAGCCGGCUGUGCUGGAGCUGGCGGCCGACCAGCUGCGCAUGAGGUCACAGCUGGAGGAAGCCAAGCUUCAGGAGCUGUCCAGUACCGAGGAGUCCACCGUGUACAGUCAGGCCAUCCACUAUGCCAACCGCAUCGUGUACCUGCGCGUACCUCUGGACGUGGUCUCACACCGGCAGCGGAUGAACAACUACAACGAGCGCGGCGAGAGCAACAGCAACAGUGUCACCAACAGCGUGGCGGACGCGGAGACGGACAGUCUGACGGCCGAGUCGGGGUUCGAGGACCAGGAGGUGACCUCUGCUGGCGUGGAGGUGACCCGCUUCGUGUCCCGCUUCGUCGACAAGGUCUGCACCGAGGGACACGUCACACAGGAGCACAUCAGGCAACUACAUCAGAUGGUGCCCGGUGUAGUGGCCAUGCACAUCGAGACGCUGGAGGCGGUCAGCAAAGAGUCCAAGCGGCUGCCGUCAACAAAGAAGCCGAAGAUCCUGAUGCCGUCACUGCUGCCGGGCGAAGAGCUGCUGCUUGAGGCAGUGCGCUCCUACCUUCUCCCCGACGGACGGGAGGAGAUGACGGGAGCCCUCGGUGGUCCGGCCUUCCUGCCCGCCGAGGGAGCCUUCUUCAUCACAAACUACCGGCUCAUCUUCAAGGGCGCGCCCUGUGACGCGUUUGCGAGCGAGCUGGCCAUCGUACGAUCGCUACCCAUCUCCUCCCUGACCAAGGAGAAGCGAAUCAGCGUCCAGUACCUGCCCCACCUGGACCAGUGGCUCCAGGAGGGACUCCAGCUCCGGUCCAACACAUUCCAGCUGAUUAAGCUGGCGUUUGACGAGGAAGUGACGGCUGAGUCCAUCGAGAGGCUGAAGAAGCUCAUCCAGCGGUUACGCGCGCCGCCGAGCAUCGCCGAGCUGUUCGCCUUCCGCGGCCAGCACUUUGUCGCCGCGUCAGCCGGCUCCAAGGACAAACAGAAAAACGCCACGCUACGGGGGUUCGCCAAGAAGACCCUGCUACGCACGGCGCGGAAAGCGGGCCUAAAAACCAAGGCGUCCAAGCGGCAGAAGUACGUUCUGUCGGUGGACGGGCGCGCAAUGACGUCACCGGGACGGAUGAGUCUGCCGCCGGCCGACAGCCUCGAGUACCUGCCCGGACACGAGGAUGAACUGUCUGGUAAGAGGGGCGCCGAGGUCAGGAGUGCGAUGAAAGGAAGACAGAGAGAAUAG